Messenger RNA from Salvia hispanica, 1784 nucleotides. Lineage: Eukaryota; Viridiplantae; Streptophyta; Magnoliopsida; Lamiales; Lamiaceae. The record is from RefSeq and is a predicted model, not a curated record.
AAGAAAAAGGAAAAGCGGCAAAACACUCCAAGUGGAGUAAAAGAAACAGGAAAUAUCAAUUCCCAUUUCCCCAAACACGGCCUUUCCAUUCUCGCCGGGACUCCGACUCUGCUGGGAUUGCUGCUCAGUUCAGUGUUCAACUGUUUCUGGUGAUAAUUAUUGUUGACAAUUUUGUUUUGGGGGCUAGGAUUUAUGCUACAUAUUUGAACUUGAGAGUGGGAAUUUUGAAAUCAAGGCAGGAAACUGCGCUACAAAAUGUAUGUGGUUCCUCCCCCAAAGGGGUCCGACAGGGUAGGCGGAUCCGAAACCGGGUCGGAUGAGGUCCGGAUAUAUCAGGCUUGGAAAGGCAGUAAUAAAUUCUUCCUUCAAGGAAGGCUUAUUUUUGGGCCGGAUGUAAGAUCACUGGCUCUCACUGUAUUCCUGAUCGUAGCUCCCAUCUCUGUUUUUUGUGUAUUUGUCGCUCACAAGCUGAUGAGUGAUUCUUAUGAUAACUGGGGAGGAUAUAUUAUGGCAAUCGCCAUUGUUUUGACAUCAUGUGAUUUAAUGCUCCUGCUGCUAACUUCUGGAAGAGAUCCAGGUAUAAUUCCUAGAAAUGCCCAUCCGCCCGAGCCUGAAGCUUGUGAUGAUAACACUGGAGGCACUCAAACCCCACAACUACGCUUGGCUCGUGUUAAAGAAGUAGAAGUAAAUGGCAUGACGGUGAAAAUUAAGUAUUGUGACACAUGCAUGCUGUAUAGACCUCCCCGUUGCUCCCACUGUUCAAUAUGCAAUAACUGUGUCGAACGAUUUGACCACCACUGCCCUUGGGUUGGACAGUGCAUAGGACUGAGAAACUACCGGUUCUUCUUCAUGUUUGUCUUCACUACCACCCUACUUUGUGUGUAUGUUUUCGGUUUCUGCUGGGUUUACAUCAAAAGGAUCAUGAAUCAUUACGAGAUAUCUAUAUGGCGAGCAAUGAUCAAAACCCCUGCCUCCAUGGCUCUUAUUAUCUACACAUUUAUUGCGGUUUGGUUUGUUGGUGGUCUUAUGACAUUCCAUCUCUAUCUGAUUUGCACAAAUCAGACUACUUACGAGAAUUUUAGAUACAGAUAUGACCGCCGUGCCAAUCCCUAUAACAAAGGAUUACUGCUGAACUUCAAAGAGACAUUAUGUAAUUCCAUACCUCCAUCGAGGAAUAAAUUUAGAGCCAAGGUGCCCAGAGAAGUUGCCUUGCCAGUGCGAUCUGUGACUGGCGGUUUUAAUAGUCCUAACAUGGGGAAAGCUGUGGAUGACAUUGAGAUGGGAAGAAAGGGAGUGUGGGGGGAUAUUGGAUCGGUUUUAGAUCAACACGAAGGCCAAUUUAGCGACAAUGACGGCUUAAACUACAAGAGUAGUGGAUUAGGUGAAAUGUCGCCUGAGAUAAGUACAGUAAAGGAGGGUGAUGGAGGUCGGGGUGGAAUGCAUUCGAGUUGGGGCAGGAAGGCAGGAAACUGGGAGAGAUCCCCUGAGAUCCUUGCUUUGGCUUCUAGAAUGGCAGAGUCGAACCGGACUGUUGGGAGUGGGAGUGGCGGUGGCACGACGCUGUCAACAGAGCCCAAACUAUGACAUUAUUGGGACAAACCAUUUUACUAAUGUUUAAUGUUUUGGUAUGGUUAUGGUGUGAAAAUGUUGAGUGUAAUGUUUUAAGGUGUAGUUGUGUUUGUUUGCUGGUGUAUCUAACUUGGCUUUCUGAGGAGGUACAUUCUGUAGGAAAGAAUGCUUAUGCUAUUGUAAGAGUGUCUUCUUAUUCUUGAAAUUGUAUUGCA